GCAGGACCUGCGGCUGCUAGACUUAGUGGGUAAUGCCAUCUUUGCCUGGCCUUGUGUAGAUAAUAAAGUAGCCAUGGGAGCAAGGCACCCAGCUUUUUUAUAGGGUGCAGAAGAAAGGUGUGGAGGGAAACGUGUGAAGACAACGCGCAGCUUCUGCAGCCUGCUUCCCGCCGCAGAACCCAUUUCCGGUCUCAAUCGUGACGAAAUGUUACCCUUGCUCCUGCUGCUGCUGCCCCUCUGCUGGGCCGUGGAGGUCCAGAGGCCCCGUGGUGUCUCCCUCAGCAACCUUCAUUUCUAUGAUGCAUCUAAGGCUUUCACGUGUUUGGACGGUUCAGCCACUAUCCCAUUCGAUCAGGUCAAUGAUGACUACUGCGACUGCAAGGAUGGCUCAGAUGAGCCGGGCACAGCUGCCUGUCCCAAUGGCAGUUUCCACUGCAGUAACAUGGGCUACAAACCCCUGUACAUCCCAUCUAGCCGGGUUAAUGAUGGGAUAUGUGACUGCUGCGAUGGGACCGAUGAGUACAACAGUGGCACCGUGUGCGAGAACACCUGCAAAGAGAAGGGUCGGAAGGAGAGGGAGUCCCUGCAGCAGCUGGCUGAGGUCACCCGUGAAGGCUUCCGCCUCAAGAAGUUGCUGAUUGAAGAGUGGAAGACGGCCCGGGAAGAGAAGCAGAGUAAGCUCCUUGAGCUACAGACCAGAAAGAAGUCUCUGGAAGACCAGGUGGAGAUCCUGAGGACAUUGAAGGAGGAAGCUGAGAAGCCAGAGAAAGAGGCCAAAGAGCAGCACCGGAAGCUAUGGGAAGAGCAGCAGGUCCUUGCUAAGGCCCGGCGGGAACAGGAGCUGGCAACCAACGCCUUCCAGGAACUGGAUGAUAAUCUGGAUGGGGUGGUCUCCGUGGCUGAGCUGCAGACCCACCUGGAGUUGGAUACAGAUGGAGAUGGGGCACUGUCUGAAGGGGAAGCUCAGGCCCUCCUCAGCGGGGACACACAGAUGGACAGCGCCUCUUUCUAUGACCGUGUCUGGGCGGCCAUCAGGGACAAGUACCGCUUUGAGGUGCAACCCACCGACAUACCCGCACCUUCAGUCACGAAUAUGAUUGAGCCUAAAGAGGAACAGCUGCCAGUGCCCUCGCCACCCACAGAAGAGGAGGAGGCGGAAGAGGAUGAGGAGGAACCAGAGGAGGAGGAGGAGGAGGAGGAGGAGGAGGAGGUGCAGGGGGAACAACCCAAGGAGACCUCACCCCCACUGCAGCCCCCUCAGCCUGCCAGCCCUCCACAGGAGGAGGAAAAGAUGCCACCCUACGAUGAGCAGACACAGGCCUUAAUCACUGCUGCGCAAGAGGCCCGGAACAAGUUUGGGGAAGCCGAGCGAUCCCUGAAAGAGAUGGAAGAGUCCAUCAGGAAUUUGGAACAAGAGAUAUCCUUCGACUUUGGCCCCCAUGGGGAGUUCGCAUAUCUCUACAGCCAGUGCUACGAGCUCACCACCAAUGAGUAUGUCUACCGGCUCUGCCCCUUCAAACUGGUCUCCCAGAAACCCAAACAUGGAGGCUCCCCCACCAACCUUGGCACGUGGAGCUCAUGGGCUGGUCCUGACCACGACAAAUUCAGUGCCAUGAAGUAUGAGCAGGGCACCGGCUGCUGGCAGGGCCCCAACCGCUCCACCACAGUGCGCCUGUUGUGCGGGAAGGAGACAGUGGUAACCAGUACCACAGAGCCCAGUCGCUGUGAGUACCUCAUGGAGCUGAUGACCCCAGCAGCAUGCCCAGAACCACCGCCUGAAACACCCACUGAUGGUGACCAUGACGAGCUCUAGUCUGUGAACCUCAAGACAUUCUGCAGUCUGUGGACCAAGGCUUGCCCCUCUAAAGGACCAAGCUGGGGUUCCUGGCCCUCCUCCAGGUAGCAGGUAUCCAGUGGUGCUCCAGGUCACAUUCCUGGGGACCAAGCUAGCCGAGCUGUGGUCUUAUGCUCCAGUGGCCUCCAGAAAUGUAAUAAAGAAGCUAGCCUUCCCUGGAUUCCCCAGGAUGGGGUUAAUACCUGCAUCCCCUCAUCUCUACCUCCCCAGCUGAUGAGGAUGAGGAUGACUUGACCUGUGACCUUAACAAUAAAUGUGACUCUUCCCCUAA
Molecule: messenger RNA, 2126 nt
Organism: Nannospalax galili (Upper Galilee mountains blind mole rat)
Lineage: Eukaryota; Metazoa; Chordata; Mammalia; Rodentia; Spalacidae
Gene: Prkcsh
Product: protein kinase C substrate 80K-H
Exons: 18
Coding region: 206-1813 (535 amino acids)
Biological process (GO): N-glycan processing; liver development
Cellular component (GO): glucosidase II complex
Molecular function (GO): calcium ion binding; protein binding
Source: RefSeq, a predicted model, not a curated record